Rhododendron vialii is the source of this 1477-nucleotide messenger RNA. RefSeq names its product protein DMR6-LIKE OXYGENASE 2-like. Gene Ontology annotation, molecular function: dioxygenase activity. The transcript has 3 exons. The coding region runs from base 125 to 1168 and encodes 347 amino acids. The record is from RefSeq and is a predicted model, not a curated record. Lineage: Eukaryota; Viridiplantae; Streptophyta; Magnoliopsida; Ericales; Ericaceae.
CAAAAGAUGUCCAGGUUCAAUGUACAUCUUUCCAGACUGAUAUUACAUAACCAUGUCACCACUGAGCUCAUAUUGUACCUAGAAAACAAGCUUUUUCAAGGUUUAACCAAAAGUACUCUCCGCCAUGGGAGAGGUAGAUGAAGCUUUCAUUCAAGCAGUUGAACACAGGCCUAAACUAGCCAUUACUGAAGCUGAAGGGAUACCACUGAUCAACCUCUCAAUUUCAAACUCAAAUUCUAUUGAAACUCUGGUAGAGGAGAUUGGGGAUGCAUGCAAGAACUGGGGUUUUUUCCAAGUUAUCAACCACGGGGUGCCCUUUGAAAAUAGAGAAAAACUUGAGUUGGCAUCAAGAAAGUUCUUUGCACGGGCGACGGAGGAGAAGCUGAAGGUUAGGAGGGAUGAGGUGAAUCCACUGGGUUACUAUGACACUGAGCUGACCAAGAAUGUUAGGGACUGGAAAGAGGUGUUUGAUCUGGCGGUGAAGAACCCGACCGUUAUACCGACUUCACCUGAGGCCGGUGAUAAUGGACUCCAGGAGUUGGUUAAUCGGUGGCCUGAGUACCCUUCUGAAUUGAGGGUGGCAUAUGAAGAAUAUACAAAGGAAAUGGAGAAAUUGGCUUACAAACUGCUGGAACUCAUCUCUCUCAGCUUAGGCUUGCCAGCAAACCGGUUAAGUGGAUUCUUCAACAACCAUACCAGCUUUUCCAGGCUAAAUCACUACCCAUCUUGUCCAAUUCCUAACCUAGCUUUGGGUGUCGGCCGUCACAAGGACGGUGGAGCCUUAAUCAUUCUUGCACAAGAUGAUGUGGGAGGACUCCAAGUGAAGAGGAAAACGGAUGGGGAGUGGGUUCAGGUCAGACCCACUCCCCAUGCUUACAUUGUGAAUGUUGGUGACAUCAUUCAGGUAUGGAGCAAUGAAAGAUACGAGAGUGUCGAGCAUAGGGUAAUGGUGAACUCAGAGAAGGAAAGAUUCUCAAUGCGAUUCUCCUUCAAUCCAAACCAUGAUGUGAUGGUGGAGCCCUUAGAGGAGCUGAUAACAGAGCAAAACCCGGCCAAGUACAGGGCAUACAACUGGGGGAAGUUCUUUGCUAACAGAAGGCGCAGUAAUUUCAAGAAGCUUGGUGUUGAGAACAUCCAAAUUAGUCAUUUCAAGAUCACAGAGGAAUGAUGUUGUUAAUGGAUUUUUGUAUCCUUUUCCAGACAGUAAAAGAAUGAGUUGUUGUUAUGUUUUUUUUUUUUGAUCCCCAGUAAGUUGUUAUGCUUAAUUCUAGUUUUCUCCAAUAAGUAUACAAUGCUUUGUGUAAAAGGGAAGUACUUUAGUUGUUAUGAUAUAGGAGUACUCUGCAUGCAGGAGAUCCAACUUACAAAUGUAUUAGAAUAAAAGGGUAAAAUUACAUUGAAUUCUCCUUGGAUCUUGAGGUACCGGAACGUCGAGUGUGGUUUCAAUAUAUAUAUUAUUUAAGCCGAUGUUCGGAUC